Molecule: messenger RNA, 2186 nt
Organism: Orbicella faveolata
Lineage: Eukaryota; Metazoa; Cnidaria; Anthozoa; Scleractinia; Merulinidae
Product: carbonic anhydrase 2-like
Cellular component (GO): plasma membrane
Molecular function (GO): zinc ion binding; carbonate dehydratase activity
Source: RefSeq, a predicted model, not a curated record
AAAACAUUUUAUUGCAUUACUUGUCUCGCCCAUUGUAGUUCUGAUUCACCAGGCAACAGAGCACAUCUACAAGAACGGUCACAACUCCCACUGAAGGUAAAGAGUAACCAUGGAGCGUUAUAUCUUGGUCGUCGUUCUCUGCUUCGCUUGGACACACCAGGCUUUCAGCGACGGUCAUGAUAAAUGGGACUAUGUUCUAGGUGGCGAACAUGGCCCGUCGAAAUGGGGAGGUGACUGCCAGACAGGAAAGAAACAAACACCGAUCGACAUAGAAAGCAUAAAGACAACUUGGAAGAAAGACCUCGGUACUCCCACUCUCACGAACUACAACGAGAUGCCCAACGUUAACUUUACCGCCAAGAAUAAUGGCCACACUCUUACUAUCUCAUUCCCUGAGGACGUCUACAAUGUAAGCGGGAUAGGCCUCACGGGUGUUUACACCACGGUUCAGUUUCACUUGCACUGGGGCUCAACAAACAUGAAAGGGUCAGAACACUACCUGGACGGUAAACAAUACGCUGCUGAGUUGCACUUCGUCAGCUACAACACUAAGUACGCAAACCUUUCCAUGGCAGUGACGCAGCCUGAUGGGCUUGCUGUUCUGGGUGUGUUCAUGAUGGUUGAAGGCGAUAAUAAUACAAAUUAUAACUUUUUGAAAUAUGCCAAAGAUGUCAUUGGCAAGGACACUGAUAAAGAGGGCAUAGCCGCAUUCAAGUUGAAAGGAAUGUUACCGACCGACCUGUCCAAGUUCUUCCGUUACUCGGGUUCUCUGACCACCCCUGACUGCUUUGAAAGUGUGACCUGGACGGUUUUUAAAGAUCCCGUCAAGAUAUCCGAGUAUCAGAUGGGCCUCUUGCGCAAUCUCAAUGACAGCAAUGGCGUAAAAAUGGUCGACAAUUUCCGUCCACUGCUACCCGUCAACGACCGAACAGUCUACUCCAGUUUUAACAUUUCUGGCCAAGGUGCGACCCCUCCGCCAACCUCAGAAGGCCCUACAGCCGAUGCGACUACUGUCAGCAUGUCUGCUGCACUGUUCUUAUUGAUGUUGGUUGCUGCUCUUUUCAUGCAUUAAAUUUCACGCUAGUCAUAAGAGCGCUGGAGAAAUAUUCACAUCUCCAGCUGUUGCAAUAGCUUGCUUGCCGUAGUUUGAUCGACACCAGAGAACUUUGCUGGCGGGUUUUUGUGGACCUAUAGGUCAAAGAAAUCUUUGGUGUCCAAUUUUGCCUGUGUACAGCCCCGCGCUCUCCUAUCUUCGAUUGUUUUUUGGAAGAGAGUGCGCGAUUGUACACAGGCUAUAGGUGUUGAACAUGUUUUCAUUAGAAAGUUUUCGUUGUAGCCUUGCUAUAGCUUGAACAAAGAGAAGCCUCUAUUCGCUACGUCAUCAGAAUGGAAUUUUCGGGCAUCUGAUUCUAGUCUCAGACCUCUGUAGAGCAGGAGAAAAGAAGAGAGACUUUUGUUUAUCCAGGCUAGAUUUAUUUCUUAAUUAGUAUCUGUUACCUUGACAUACAAGGCCUUAUUAAGAGUCAUCAACACCUCAAUUUUACUUGUACAAUAAUACAAAUACAAACAGCGAGUAGAAAACAUUGUUGGGGUAUCACUGAUUUAUCAUACAUCUUUGUAACUGCGUCGCAACCUUUAAGGAUUUAGAAAUGAAAAGGUUAGAAAGUUCCCAUAAUAAGUUAUGCACUGAUCAGCGAUCAGAAAACAAAGGAAUUUGGUAUAGCUUUGAAAGAAAAACCAUUUUUCUAGAUCAAUAUGUUGGUUUUAAGGGGAUAUAAAGUGCGAUGGGGUUUUGAGGUUAAGUUUCUGCUCGACCGUUCCCAGUUGGAGCAAGUUUCACAAGGGAGGAUUCGGGGAUUUAGAAAAGGGGGACCGUAGUGAUUGGGGUGACAACCUAGAGGUAAUGAGGGUAUUCAACAGCAUUAAGGCUUAAAUUUUCCCAAGGGUCUUAGCCAGAGCAUUCUCAUUUUACCUUAGGGUUUUUCUUUUUCUUAAACUUAUGAAACGUGUUUCCUAUAUAUUAUUUGAUAGCUUGAUUUGCACCACGCUUAAUUUAGGACGCUUUUUUCAAGAAAUUUGCACUUUUGCUAGUUGGUAUCUUUAUUGCGGAGUAGCUGCAAACUUGAGUAACUGAAUUUGUAGCCUUAUUACAACGUGAAAUAAAGAAACAGUAUUUUGCACAAGUA